Molecule: messenger RNA, 2757 nt
Organism: Spea bombifrons (plains spadefoot toad)
Lineage: Eukaryota; Metazoa; Chordata; Amphibia; Anura; Pelobatidae
Gene: TOR4A
Product: torsin family 4 member A
Exons: 2
Coding region: 508-1791 (427 amino acids)
Cellular component (GO): nuclear envelope; endoplasmic reticulum lumen
Molecular function (GO): ATP binding; ATP hydrolysis activity
Source: RefSeq, a predicted model, not a curated record
GGGGGCAGCGGCCCCCUUUGGGUCAGUCUGCAUACACUAUGAUAAUAUCUGCUGAGAGCAGCUCUUCCAGUAGUAGAGAACACGUGGAGAUUUCACGGUAAGGCAGCGAGCGCCGGAUCCAGCUGCACUCUUAUCGCGCAAACAAGUCCUGACAGCCCGGGGGUUUAACCGGCCUGGCAGUCUGCAGCAUCGGGUUCGGUGCCAGCCGUUUGCACAAUGCACGGGUGCGGGGCCCAGGCCCAGGAGCAGACGGCACUCUGGCAGCCAAUCCUCUGCGUAUGAGACUCCCCCAGGGGCUGGGAACCCCGGCUCGCUGAACAAGCUCACAUUCCAACAGGGGCUGGAGCUGUGUCAGGACUGCUGGGGGAGGGGAGCCGUUUAUUGGGCUUUACUGCCUGCUUCCCCUAAACACACCUCUGGCUGAACCGAUGGAGUUUGUGACCCGGCCAGGCAGGCAGCGCAUCGGUGCAAUCUUCUUCACUUGAAUGGUAUCAGUAACCGAUAAAGAUGGACACAAAUGAGCCAAGCGUUGGGGCUCCUGUCCCCAAGAAGAAGAUCUCACUGGAGCCCCUGCCAUUACGAGCAGUCAUCCGGAUGACCAAGAAGAUCCGGACAAAAAAGAACGGCUGUGUUCAGUUGGAUCUGUCUGGAAGGAGGUCGGCAGACAGCCCUAAGACAUCCUUCCGAAGGCAAAACUCUGUGGAGAAACCGUCUUUUAAGUCUUCAAACUACGAAAAGCCUAACAUAUUUAAAUUUGAUACUCCCACAUUGGCAGAAGUCGCAUUAAACCACGAGCCACGGAGGCCAAAGCGUAAGCGUUCCAGACACGUCUUAUAUCCAGGCAACGCACGGAGAUACCUCCCAGUGGAGCAAAAGAGUAAAGCCAAGCGGUGCCUCCUUCUCUUCAUCUUCAUUGUUGGCUUUCAGAUCCUAAACGCUAUUGAGAAUUUGGACGAUAAUGUAUUAAAGUAUGACUUGGAUGGGCUGGAAAAAAACAUGAAGAGAGAGGUAUUUGGCCAACCAGUUGCCAUCGAGAAAACUAUCACCAUUCUGAAGGACUACUUGGCCACUCAUUACCAUAACAAACCGCUGGUGAUAUCCUUCAACGGGCCCAGUGGUGUCGGUAAGAGCCACAUGGGCAGAUUACUGGCCAAGCACUUCCGGUCGGUGAUGGACGAUGACUUCAUCCUACAGUACUACGUGCGGCACAAGUGCCCAAAGCACAGCGACGUUCCCGCAUGCAAAGCAGAGCUGUCUGGCGUAAUAUCGCACAUGAUCAGUCAGGCAGAGAUUGAGGAGAAGAUCCCAGUUUUUAUAUUUGAUGAAAUGGAGGCCAUGCCUCCGGUCCUUCUGGAUGUUUUACAAGGUUACUUUCAACUGAACCAAACCAACGAGUAUCUCAAUGCCGUGUACAUCCUAAUCAGCAGCUUGGGUGGUAAUGAAAUCACCAGGUACGUUUUGCAGAACGCUACCAACAUCGUCCACGACACAGAACGCGACCUUACAAACAUUGUGAGCUCCGUCCUUGGCGAGCACCAUCCGCUCUGGAAAGUCGCUGAAAUCGUUCCUUUCGUGCUGCUAGAAAAGAAACAUGUCGUCCAUUGCUUCCUGGAUGAACUUCUACAAGAAGGUUUCUACCCAGACACGAGCAAAGUAGAGAGUCUGGCGGGAGAAAUCAGUUACUACACUAAGGAGGGGACAGAGUAUUCGGUGACGGGGUGCAAACAGGUUGUAGGAAGGGUAAAUCUUCUGCACCCCCCACACACGAACACUGAGCCCAGAACGAUGUGACCGUGGGGUAAGUGGAUCUGUGUGAACGUGUAGUAACCGGUGUGUUAGCAGGACUGUCCACGAGCAGAGGCAGCACGCUUACCGCUAACACAACAUCAAAGGUGCGAGGAAACGGACUGGUUAAUUUAAAACAAUUUUCAUUACUUAGGAAAAGAUACAUUGUGACAAACUGGAGAGAACUGGUGACGGAUGGGCUCACAGUGCCAGCUUUCCUCCUGUGGGACCAACGCAGACUGCCACGGCGGCUUAUCCUGGCGGGAUCGUGUAGGAAGUGAAGUGGUCACCGCAGAGUGCCCCGAAUGCUCAGCUGCUCAGGUGUCUGACAGGGCAAAAGGGACUCGAUCCCAGUCUGGGGGUUGGAAGAAGCGAUCGCUGUCCGCUCGCGUGUUAACAGAGGUCACAUUUGUUACAGUCCUGCCCGUACUUGGGCAAUACAAAGAAUAAGAAAGGUUUGUGAAUGUGUUUCAUGCAGCUGCCACAUCCGUACAUUUUAUUAUUACCUCCCCUGGCGGCCAUAUUCACCCUGAUUAGUGUUACUAUGAGCCGGGAAUAAACACUAAAUUAUGGAUGAGCCUCGAGGAUCCUUGACAUGGUUCUUGUUUCCACACAAAGACAUGAAGCAGUGAAAAUCCCCCAGAAGCCCCGGAUUCCACGCAAAUCAGUUUAUACAAAAGACCCAAGUGCCACGGCGAGGGGUAAUACAGCUGGGAUCCCCCGUCCUCGACUGUAAAAGUAACUGACUUCCCUCAGCAGCUACUCGGAAGAACUCAGAGCUCAGAGUGCAACCCGGCUCACGAUGCCUCAUUUUAGGACGUUUAACAUGAAACAGGGGGGUUGGAGGGCAUUUUCAUGAAUAUGCAAAUAUCUGUUAUUUAUCUCUGUAAGUCCAAACAAUACAGUUUUAUCCCAAAUUCCUCUGCGUUUUAUGUUGUCUGCCAAUAAAGAUAAUUGUUACAACCACGGAAA